CUGUGUUUUUCUUACAUAGAGAGGUUGUGUACAGGUGCAGGACAGAGCAGACUGACAACCCGCAGGACUCGGUUUAUUCUGACUUGAUUACAGACCUCAGCCUCAGUAAAGAGCCCGUCAGUGGGAUUUAACUGUGUCCACCUGCAUUGAAUGACGCUGCCAUCCUGGUGUCGGACAACAAUCAACAGCGUUACCAUGCCGUCUCUGCGACACUCAUAUACGGUGACAGUAGCGGAGGAACCGGCCGCUCUCUCCUUAGACAAACCCGACCUGCGGAAAAAGAGUCCGUCGUUGUCCCGGUCCAAGCUGGUGUCCACAUUCAUGGGUCUGAUCAUCAACCAGGCCAAGAACAAGAGUCCUCAAGGGCUGGUGGGCCUGAAGAACUUGGGCAACACAUGUUUCAUGAACUCCAUCCUGCAAUGUCUGAGUAACACUCCUGAGCUGAGAGAUUACUGCCUGAGAAACGUCCAUCGCACUGACCUCAACAACAACUGCAGGAGUAACGCUGCUCUUAUGGAAGAGUUUGCAAAGUUGACUCAGAACCUGUGGACUUCUGUGAACAACGAGGCCAUCAGUCCCUCUGAUUUUAGGAGCCAGAUCCAGAGAUACGCUCCCAAAUUUGUGGGCUGCAAUCAGCAGGACGCUCAGGAGUUUCUACGCUUCUUGUUGGACGGCCUCCAUAAUGAAGUGAAUAGAGUGACAGUCCGCCCUAAGGUGUCUGUGGAGGACUUUGACCACCUCUCGGAUGAGGAAAAAGGCAAGCGGAUGUGGAAUAUGUACUUGGAGAGGGAGGACAGCAAAGUAGUGGAUCUGUUUGUUGGACAGCUGAAGAGCUCUGUGACCUGCACCGUCUGUGGGUUCCGCUCCACAGUGUUCGACCCAUUCUGGGACCUAUCGAUACCUGUUGCACAGAAAAGCUCAGGCGAAGUGACUCUCAAAGACUGCUUGAGACUCUUUACAAAAGAGGAUGUGCUGGAUGGAGAAGAAAGACCGACAUGCAACAGAUGCAAAGCCAGAAGGAAAUGCACCAAAAGAUUCAGCAUUCAGAAGUUCCCUCAGAUCCUCGUGCUUCAUCUGAAGCGCUUCUCAGACUCUAACAUCCGAACCAGCAAACUCUCCACUUACGUCAACUUCCCUCUCAAAGAGCUGGACCUGCGGGAGUUUGCCUCAGAGAGCAGCGAGCGCGCUGUGUAUAACCUGUAUGCCGUAUCCAACCACUCGGGAAACGCUUUGGGAGGCCAUUACACAGCCUACUGCAGGAACCCGGCACUUGGGGAGUGGUACAGCUACAACGACUCUAGGGUGAGCCCAGUGUCCUCCAGUCAGGUCCGCAGCAGCAACGCCUACGUCCUAUUCUACGAGCUGGCCCCCUUCCCACACAGCAAAUAUCAGACGUGUCGGCUUUAGAAACUGUGGAGGUGUGAUAAGCUGGACUAAACUGGGCCUAAAAAUGGAGCGAGACUGCCUGCUGGGAGAAAGCGCCAACUAGUGGAGAGGGUACUGCCAUUGCAGUCUGUGAAUGUGGAGCACAAAGACAUGUUGCUGAGAAAAAUAAACACCCUUUGACCUUCCUUUCAAGGGGUUUUUGAGGGAAAAGGGUGGAUGUGAAAGCACAUCUGGACUUCAAGCUGAGCUCAUAAGUGCAAGUGGAACUGAAGUGACACUGAGAAAAUAGGACUUCCAUUGUCAAAAAAAAAGUGUAGAAAUUCAGCUCAAGGCUCAGCUGAGUCAAAAUGCCUUUUUAGUGUACUUUUAUGCACUUUGAACAUGAACUAUUAACCUUAUUAAGUGAGGAUGAUACGGAGACAUGAAGAAUGCCUCGCACACUAACUGCAAGAUGUAAUUUAUUCUAUUUAACAUGCCAGUAACUGAAAGUACACACUGUAUAAGUCAUUUAACAAGCCUUAUGAUUUCCUCUGAAAACAGAGGGAAUCUACUAAUGGAGAGAGGAUGUUUCAUGUAAAAGCACAUUUUAUUUUUGUACAGUAUUUACAGCACAGUGAAUGAAACUGUACUGUGGAUAAGCCAGACAUACCAAAGCUGUGUAAAAAUGCAUCAACAAUACUUCUUCCAGCAAUAAUGUUGCUGACUUUACAUCUAAGUCAGUUCAGAGUCUAUAAAUGAUUAAAAUUCAUCGUUAACUUUCA
Micropterus dolomieu (smallmouth bass) is the source of this 2147-nucleotide messenger RNA. Its product is annotated as ubiquitin carboxyl-terminal hydrolase 2-like. NCBI's taxonomy places the organism in Eukaryota, Metazoa, Chordata, Actinopteri, Centrarchiformes, Centrarchidae. Gene Ontology annotation, cellular component: cytoplasm. The transcript is spliced from 12 exons. Gene Ontology annotation, biological process: protein deubiquitination. Bases 151 to 1407 code for a protein of 418 amino acids. Gene Ontology annotation, molecular function: cysteine-type deubiquitinase activity. The record is from RefSeq and is a predicted model, not a curated record.